GGCCUCGUUACGUAGACCCAUCAAAACCAGUCCCCGGCGGCUACGAAUGCAAAAACCCUCUCCGUAACUCGCCUGCUUCGCUGAUCCAGACAUCCAGAGCGGGUCGUUGGAGAUUCACCAGAAAGGAGAAACCACCAAACCAUGGGUGCGUCAUCGGACAGCCCCGUCGCCAACUCGCCCAAGCCGGAUCAACACGAGGCUGCUCCUGAAGUUGACCUCGCUCAGGCACUCAGAGAGCUCGCAAGAGGCGAACAAACCGCCACAGCAAUGGAAGCCAACCUCACAAACCUCGAAUCCAAACUCGACGCUUUACUCGCCGCCUUUGAGCAGCUGGAAGAAGAAGAAAAGGGUGGGAAGAACCCGGAAAACGAAGCUCCUAACCAGCAGACCAAGCCAGACGAGAAAUGAAGGGUGGUCUCGUUUUUUUCCUUUUCAUUUUGUUCCUUGGCGUCUUCCUUCUUUGUUUCUUUGCUUCUCUCCUUCUUUGGGCCGUAUACCUGUGUUCGUAAGCGAUUCAAGGUUCAUGAGGAUAUAUAUGAGGCACUGAGUUUUAAACAAAUUGCAUAUAUACAAAUAGUCAUUGCAACUUAGAUAUCACACAAUAAAUGUGUACCAAAACGUCUUAAUACAUAGCACAACAUCAU
Trichoderma asperellum CBS 433.97 is the source of this 644-nucleotide messenger RNA. RefSeq lists its product as uncharacterized. Lineage: Eukaryota; Fungi; Ascomycota; Sordariomycetes; Hypocreales; Hypocreaceae. The record is from RefSeq and is a predicted model, not a curated record.